Molecule: messenger RNA, 2154 nt
Organism: Perca flavescens (yellow perch)
Lineage: Eukaryota; Metazoa; Chordata; Actinopteri; Perciformes; Percidae
Product: serine/threonine-protein kinase MRCK beta-like
Biological process (GO): peptidyl-threonine phosphorylation; actomyosin structure organization
Cellular component (GO): cytoplasm; cytoskeleton
Molecular function (GO): protein serine/threonine kinase activity; ATP binding
Source: RefSeq, a predicted model, not a curated record
UACCUGGUGAUGGACUACUACGUGGGGGGGGACCUGCUGACCCUGCUCAGUAAGUUCGAGGACCGGCUCCCGGAGGACAUGUCCCGGUUCUACGUGGCUGAGAUGGUCCUGGCCAUCCACUCCAUCCACCAGCAGAACUACAUCCACAGAGACAUUAAACCAGACAACGUGCUGCUGGACGUUAAUGGUCACAUCCGCCUCGCUGACUUUGGAUCCUGUCUCCGCAUGAUGGAGGACGGCACGGUGCAGUCGUCGGUAGCGGUGGGAACCCCGGACUACAUCUCCCCAGAGAUCCUGCAGGCCAUGGAGGACGGGAUGGGCCGCUACGGCCCCGAGUGUGACUGGUGGUCUCUGGGCGUGUGCGUGCGCACGAGAUGCUGUAACGGAGAAACACCGUUCUCGCCCGAGUCGCUGGUGGAAACCUACGGGAAGAUCAUGAACCACGAGGAGCGUUUCCAGUUCCCGUCGUCGGGCGCCGAUGUCUCCGAGGACGCCAGGGAUCUGAUCCAGCGGCUGCUCUGCUCCCGGGAGCGCCGCCUCGGCUCCAACGGGAUCUCCGACUUCCAGCAGCACCCGUUCUUCAGCGGCAUCGACUGGGACAACAUCCGGGCCGCCUCGGCGCCGUACAUCCCCGACGUGUCCUCGCCAACCGACACGUCCAACUUCGACGUGGACGACGACGUGCUGAAGAACCCGGAGCUGAGUCCCCCGAUGUCCCACACCGGCUUCACCGGGCAGCACCUCCCCUUCGUGGGCUUCACCUACACCACCGACAGCUGCUUCGCUGACCGGGGGGGUGGUGGAGGGGCAGGGGGGGGGCAGGAGGCAGGCGGCGGGCAGGAAGUGGAGGCCUUCGAGAGGAGGAUCCGGAGACUGGAGCAGGAGAAACAGGAGCUGAACCGCAAACUACAGGAGUCGACCCAGGCCCUGCAGUCUCCGGCUCGAGGAGGAACUCUGAGCCGAGACAAAGAGAUCAAGAAACUCAACGAGGAGAUAGACCGGCUCAAGAAGAAGCUCGCAGACUCUGAUAGGCUGGAGCACCAGCUGGAGGAAGCUGUCACACUCAGACAGGACUACGAGAGCUCCGCCUCCAAACUGAAGACGCUGGAGAGACAGGUGAAGACGCUGAGACAAGAGAAGGACGAAGUCCACAAGCAGCUGGCAGACUCUCUGGAGCGUCUCCGGGCCCAGACCAAGGAGCUGAAGGAGGCCCACUCCCAGAGGAAGCGGGCCCUGCAGGAGUUCUCGGACCUGUCGGAGAGGAUGGCCGACCUGAGGUCCUCCAAGCAGAGACUGUCCCGCCAGCUGAGGGACAAAGAGGAGGAGACUGAGACUGUCCUGCAGAAGAUGGAGGCCAUGAGACAGGAGAUCCGCAAGACCGAGAAGAACCGCAAAGAGCUGGAGGCUCAGCUGGACGAUUCGAAGGCCGAAGCAUCGAAGGAGAAGAAGCUGAGAGAGCACAGUGAGGUCUACUCCAAACAGCUGGAGACAGAGCUGCAGGGCCUGAAGUCCCAGCAGGGUCUGGGUCCAGCGGCUGGGGGGGCGGAGCCUCAGCAGGAAGUGACCCGUCUGAAGGCGGAGCUCGAUAAGAAGGUCCUGUUCUACGAGGAGGAACUGGUCCGCAGGGACUCGGCACACUCCUCAGAGAUCAAAAACCUCCGCAAAGACCUGCACGAGUCUGAGGGGGCCCAGCUCGCCGCCAACAAGGAACUGCUGCAGCUCCGGGACCGGCUGGACAAAGACAAGAGGGACAGACAAACCGAGAUGGACGAAGCUGUUUCUGCUCUGAAGGAGAAAUCUGAGCGAGAGAAAAACCUGCUGAUGGAGGAGAACCGCAAACUGAUGGCAGAAACCGACAAGCUGUGUUCGUUUGUGGAUAAACUGACGGCCCAGAACCGCCAGCUGGAGGACGAGCUGCAGGACCUGUCCUCUAAGAAGGAGAGUGUUGCUCACUGGGAGGCUCAGAUCGCAGAGAUCAUCCAGUGGGUGAGCGAUGAGAAGGAUGCUCGUGGAUACCUUCAGGCUCUGGCCACCAAGAUGACCGAGGAGCUGGAAACUCUGCGCUGCUCCAGCCUGGGAACAAGACCUCUGCCUGACUCGGGACUGGCCACGCCUCCUAAGAAGCCCUGGCCUCCUAUUGGUGGAGACAGGAGG